Messenger RNA from Osmerus eperlanus (European smelt), 1961 nucleotides. Its product is annotated as solute carrier family 22 member 4-like. The transcript is spliced from 10 exons. NCBI's taxonomy places the organism in Eukaryota, Metazoa, Chordata, Actinopteri, Osmeriformes, Osmeridae. Gene Ontology annotation, biological process: quaternary ammonium group transport; transmembrane transport. The record is from RefSeq and is a predicted model, not a curated record. The coding region runs from base 46 to 1674 and encodes 542 amino acids. Gene Ontology annotation, molecular function: quaternary ammonium group transmembrane transporter activity. Gene Ontology annotation, cellular component: membrane.
GGUCAGGGGUCUGGAGCAAAUUUGUGGGCGGUCGAGGCCGUGAGGAUGCUGGACUACGAGGAGAGGACGGCGUUCCUUGGGGAGUGGGGAACCUUCCAGAAGAUGGUCUUCUUCCUCCUCAGCCUCUGCAGCAUACCCAACGGCUACGUUGGCAUGGCGCUGGUGUUCCUCGCGGACAUCCCCCCCUACCGCUGCCGGGUCCCAGGGCUGAACAGCAGCAGCUUCAGCCUGGACCUCAACCUAUCGUUCCCCCUGGAGGAGGUGAGGGGGGAGGUGGUCCUCAGUCGCUGCCUGAGGUACAGAGACCCUCCGGGUCCCAACGGCAACGAGACCGAGGGAUGUCUGGACGGCUGGGAGUUCAACACAGAGAGAUACACCUCCACCAUCGUGACUGAGUGGAACCUGGUGUGUGACGAUGACUGGAAGGCUCCCUUCACCGCCACCAUCUAUUUUGUAGGUGUUCUCUGCGGCGCCUUCCUGUCAGGGAUUGUCUCAGACAGGUUCGGGCGCAGGUUGGUCCUCUUUGGCACCUUGGCAAUGCAGACAGUGUUCACUCUCCUCCAAGCAGCCUCUACCAGCUGGGAAAUGUUCUGCUUUUUCUACUUCAUUGUGGGGAUGAGCGAGACAGCCAACUACAAUGCUGCCUUUAUACUGGGCUCUGAGCUCCUAACUAAAUCAGUCCGCGUCAACUUUGGUGCCCUGGGGGUAAGUUUCAGCUAUGCCUUGGGCUACACCGUGCUGCCCCUGGCGGCCUACUGUUUCAGGAGCUGGAGGCUCCUCCUGGUUGUCCUCGCCAUCCCUGGCUUCCUCUACAUCCCUCUCUGGUGGUACAUUCCAGAGUCUCCUCGCUGGCUAUUGGCCCAGGGCAGACUGAAGGAGGCGGAGUCUAUCAUCAAAGCUGCUGCCAAGAUGAAUGGUCUUAUGGCUCCUAAUGUCAUCUUCACCGAAGACAUCACUGCUGAACUCAUGGAAAACCGAACCAAGGAGAGCCCACGCCUGUACACCUGGAUGGACCUGUUCAGAACCAGGAACAUACGCAACAUCACCAUCAUUAACAUCCUCAUCUGGUUCAUCAUCUCCAUGACAUAUUAUGGGAUGUCCCUGAACACGCCCAAUAUGGACGGAGACCCCUACUUCAACUGCUUGGUUGCGGCGGCCACAGAGUUCCUGGCUUAUGGCAGCGUCUGGUUCUUGAUCCGCUACACCCCCCGACGCUUCACCCUCCCCUUCACCCUGCUGCUGUCUGGAGGCCUGCUGCUCUUCAUCAAGCUCAUACCUGAUGAACUGAGCGGCCUGACCCUAACCCUGGUGAUGGUGGGGAAGACGGGUGUGACGGGGGCGUUUUGCUUCCUGUUCCUGUACACAAUGGAGCUCUUCCCCACCGUGGUGAGAAACAUGGCCCUGGGAGCCACCUCCAUGGCAUCGCAUCUGGGCAGCACCGUCUCCCCAUACAUCGCCUUCAUGGGUACAUACAACAAGUUCCUACCUUUUAUCUUGAUGGGUGGAGCCACGGUCAUGAUUGGGUUGUUGAGCUUGUGGCUACCUGAAAACAAAGGUGAAGAACUUCCAGAAUUCAUCCAUCAGGUGAAACCGCUUCAAAGGGUGUGUUUACGGCAACAGGGUAAAGAAAGUACACAUGACCGGAAGAAGGGAACAACCUCUGUGGAGGUCUGAAGACUCCGAACCCUGAUCCCUGACUAUACGUUGUGUCAGAUGACUUUUACUGUGAAAAGACCAGUCUGUGAGCAGGAGGAACAGGGUCCUCUUAGUCCUCCUUGUUUGGUACAGUCUUGAUUGAAACACCUUAUGAAGUCUGCCUAUGCAUUGAGAGAUAUUUAAUGUAUAUGAUGUUGCAGUUGUGUAUGACAUGUUUCCUAAUGUAUUCGUUUUAAAAUUGUGUACAAUAAACAGACACAGAAAUUACACAGAAAUGUCAAAUAAAAGUCCAUAAUCCAAAAAUG